CCGUACAACCGAGCGGAACAUCUCACCGUGGUAUCUUCUGGAGUUCUCCUGUUGUUGGGAAGUGAAGCGGAAAAGCGCGCCAGAAAGUAGACUCUUUUCUUAUCUUGUUACCGCCGGAGUGCAUCGCAGUUGCCAUUGCCAUUGCAGUUGCAGCAGUUGUUCGAUGAGUUCACGGCCGCGAGCAAAGCAAGCCGGUUGAGGGAAAAGAAACGAACUUCGUUGACAAGCCGCCGCGUGUUGGAUUCAAGAGGUGCCAAGAACGUGACGUGUGACAGGUUACAUCUUGGAAAAGCGCAAAACGAGAACAGGGAAAAAAUCCCGAAGAAAAAUUCAUAAUUCAUGAAUUAAUUAGAAAAAAAAGUUCUUCAAGUGAACAUGGCUUCCACCAAGUGGCAGCCAAAGCGGAAGGAGUGCCAUUCUUGGAAGAUAGUGCUGGCCGGGGCAGUUCUUCUCGUCGUCACCGGUGUCACUCACCAGGAUGUAUCGUGUUUCAACAUAUCUGCAACCCAAAUCCACACGCUGAACUUGGAUAACAGCCUCAAACUAACAUGGAUGAUGGAUUGGUACAAAAAAGAAGUUCUAUUCCACGUGCAGAACACCUUUCACCACGGUCGCUACAAAUUCUUCGCCCUCGGAUUCUCGCCAAGGGGCGAGCUCAAACGAACCGACUUGUGUAUCUUCACGACCAGCGCCGGUGGCGCCUAUCGGCAGGCCCUCGACACCUACACCUCGCGGGAUUUCAACCGGAUCUACGUGGACAGCGAGCAGAACUGCGACGUCAUGCGGAUCGACGACAACUCGGUUGCCUUCCGGCGGAAGUUCGACAGCUGCGAUCCGCAGGAUGUGAGCAUUCACGGUGGGACUAUGUACGUGGUUUGGCUGCGGGGGAAGAAGCAGUUGGACUUUGGGAAGAACUGGACCGUGAUGCCAACGGUGGGGAAGGCCGAUCGAGGCGUGCUGCCUGUGCAGAUUUUGAGGGCGGACGCCAUAACGAUUCCGGAGGCGAAGUCCGCGGUGAAGCGCGUGGAGAUUCUGCUAGAUAAGGCCGAGAUUCCGGCGGUGGAAACGACGUAUUGGUGCAAGGUUCAACGGCUGGAGGAAUGGCUGACGAAGAAGAAGCAUCACAUAGUGCAGUUCGAGCCGGUCAUAACGCACGAGCACGUCGUUCAUCACAUGGAGGUGUUUCAGUGCGUAGCAGAUCCUGGGACAGAGAUACCUUUGUACGAGGGUAGCUGUUCUGAUUUGCCGGCGGAAGCGAAGAUCUGCAACAAGGUGAUGGCACUGUGGGCGAUGGGAGCGGGGCCGUUCACCUAUCCGCACGAAACGGGACUUCCGAUUGGCGGGGAGGGUUUCAAUCCUUACAUAAGGUUGGAGGUGCACUUCAACAAUCCGGACUUGAAGAAAGGGAUCGUGGAUAGCUCAGGAAUGCGGAUCAACGUGGUGUCCAAGUUGAGAAAGUACGACGCGGCGAUUAUGGAGCUGGGGUUGGAGUACACGGACAAGAUGGCCAUUCCUCCGGGACAGGUGGCGUUUCCGCUGACUGGGUAUUGUAUAGCGGAGUGUACGAAGGUGGCACUGCCAUCUGGCGGAAUUAAGAUCUUCGGGUCCCAACUACAUACGCACCUGAGGGGAGUUCGGGUUUUGACGAGGCACUUCCGAAAGGGAGUCGAGUUGCCCGAGGUCAACCGGGAUGAUUUCUACUCGCAUCACUACCAGGAGAUACGACAGUUGAGGUAUCGCCCGAAGGUUCUUCCGGGUGAUGCUCUGAUGACGACGUGCUACUACGAUACCCGAGGCUACGAGACGGCCACUCUCGGUGGAUUCUCGAUCAGCGAUGAGAUGUGCGUGAAUUACAUUCACUACUAUCCGGCGACGGAGUUGGAGCUGUGCAAGAGCGCCAUAUCGGAGAAAUCGUUGUACAACUAUUUCAAAUAUAUGAAAGAAGUGGAGAAACAACCGGUGAGCCCUGCCGGAGCGCGCUCCGAUAACUACCACUCGAUCCACUGGACCAAAACCCGCUCCGAUCAGCUGUUCGAGUACUACCUGGAGGAACCCCUGAGCAUGCAGUGCAACCGAUCGGAUGGUUUCCGCUUCGAGGGCUACGACUGGGAGGGAGCCCCCAUAACCGAGUUCAGUCCGCCCCGAAGCACUCUCCGGGCCAAUUGCGACAUCCCGCCGGAACUGCGAUGGUUCAAACCGCUGGAAGUCGGACACUGCGACGUCUUCGGGGAAUGCAUUUACGAGGACGAAAAAAUCAAGGAGUAAACCGUCUUCUGACUGUUACGUGUGAAAAGAUGUAGAUUCUAAGGGCAAGUUUCCUGCACAAAAUAGCUUUCACAACUAGAUAAUAAAUUUGUACAAACCACAACCGUCUUACAUUACACA
This is a messenger RNA of Aedes aegypti (yellow fever mosquito), 2385 nucleotides long. It is a transcript of the gene Tbh, whose product is annotated as tyramine beta-hydroxylase. The record is from RefSeq and is a predicted model, not a curated record. The transcript has 4 exons. Lineage: Eukaryota; Metazoa; Arthropoda; Insecta; Diptera; Culicidae. Gene Ontology annotation, biological process: octopamine biosynthetic process; dopamine catabolic process; norepinephrine biosynthetic process. Gene Ontology annotation, cellular component: secretory granule membrane. The coding region runs from base 376 to 2265 and encodes 629 amino acids. Gene Ontology annotation, molecular function: dopamine beta-monooxygenase activity; copper ion binding.